GGAAAAGAAACUUCGGGAACAAAACUUAUCUUCGGAUAAUAAUUCACCAGAACCAUCCAAUUUAUCAUACAAAGAUCAAAAUUUGAAAUCGUCAACAAUAUUGCAAUCUAUCUCUAGCCACUCUGUGACUACCUCUGGUGAUAGCUCUGAUUUAUUAGAACAACUUCCUAUAAAGCAAAAAAAUAAAACGCUUGAAAUAGAUAUAAAACCUUUAAUACAAGAACUAAAUAUAAAAACUUUAAAGGAGGAUACCAUUAAAAUUGUUAAUGUAGAUGCCUCAGAGAAGCGAUCCUCUAUAUCUAGCCACUGUGUGACUGCCUUCGGCAAAAAUUCUACAGAUAACCAAUCACCUACAAUCAAAUUAGUAUAUCUAUUCGAAAGAAUUUGUUUUGCGGAAUUUAAUACUAUGCGAGCUAAACAAGAUGAAAUUGCUAGCUGGUAUUCAUAUAGAAAGUUUUUUGAAAAAAAACAUAGUGAAAUUUUACCUGGAAUCCUGAAAAAUAAACUACAACUUACGAAACAAAAAGCAUAUGAGCUAGCGAGUAGCCAAAUUUAUGAUGAAAUGUUAUGUUAUCUUUCAGAAGAUAAGAUUUUGCGAAUUAAGACUUAUAGCGCAAAUAAACUUUCAAAAUUAACUGAUGCACAAAUCGAUAUAAUCAUAUAUGAGGUAAGUCGUUUCACAGAAAAGUAUGAUACUACCCCCCCACUGCGUGAAAAAAAUUCACGCACUCAUAUGACUGAACCAUCUAACUCUACCAAACCUCAGAUCUCAAAUUCCUCAGAUUCGGAAGCUGAGGUAAGUAUGUCUAAUACUCCUGACUCUCCCAUCUCGAGAAAAUUAGAUAUUAAUGUAACUAGCUCUACUAAG
Messenger RNA from Racocetra persica, 868 nucleotides. The record is from the annotation of a GenBank genome assembly. Lineage: Eukaryota; Fungi; Glomeromycota; Glomeromycetes; Diversisporales; Gigasporaceae.